AGCCAUUGCCCCGCCCGUAGAGCCCCUCCUGCCAAAUAGUGAUCCAGGAAUGAGCCGGGGGGCGUGGCCUGCGGUGACCACGCCCCUUCCUCUGGCCACGCCCCUUUCCUCGCUCCGCCGCCACUGGGAGCUACUGGGAGCUACUGGGAGCCCACUGAGAGGCCAUGCCCGACCCCCGUGCGGACCGGGGCCGUUUUUCCUCCGUCCGCCUGCAGGGGGCGCCCCCGGCCCCGCCCCCCGCGGGGUCUCCGGGGCGGCGCUGGCGGUGGCGCCGCCUGGCGGGGAGCGGCUGCUGCGGCUGCUGCGGGAACCGGGAGCGGGAGCGGGAAUGGGAACCGAACCCUGCGGAACUGCCCGGGAGGAGAGGGGAGCAACCGCUGCGGCCUGGCCUAUUGGCUCCCGUCAGGCUCCGCCCCGGCUCCUCAGCCAAUCGCGUGGCUCAUCACACGCAGGAGUUCGCGCAGCGCCCCCUGGUGGUCAGGAGGGGGCAGCGCUUCCAUGUGGGCGUGGCCUUGCCCCGCCCCCUCCGCGAGGGGGAUGAGAUCUGCAUGGAGCUGACGCUGGGCCCCACCCCCCAGGUCUCCAAGGGCACUCACGUCCUGGUGCCCCUGGGAGGCUCCUCCCCCUCGGGCUGGGAGGCGGAGCUUGAUGAGGGCGUGGCCGAGGCGCUGGUGGGCGUGGCCGGAAGUGACGUGGUGUGGGUGGGGCUCCGGGCCCCGCCCACGGCUCCCAUUGGUCGGUACCGGCUGAGCGUGAGGACGAGGACGGAGAGCGGGGAAUUCGCCGCCCCCUUCGACAGCGACAACGACGUGGUGGUGCUGUUUAAUCCAUGGUGUCCCGAGGAUUCCGUUUACAUGGAGAAAACGAGCGACCUCAGCGAGUACGUCCUGAACGAGAGCGGCCGAAUCUUCUACGGCACCGAGGAGCAAAUCGCGGAGAGAUCCUGGAAUUACGGCCAGUUCGAGCCGGGGGUUUUGGACGCCUGCCUCUUCAUCCUGGACCGCCGGGGGAUGCCCCACAGCGCCCGCGGUGACCCCGUCAUGGUGGCCAGGGUGGUGUCGGCCAUGGUGAAUUCCCUGGACGACAGCGGGGUUCUGGUGGGGAACUGGACCGGGGAUUAUUCCCAAGGGACGAACCCCUCGGCCUGGGCCGGCUCCGUGGGGAUCCUGCGCAGCUUCCACGGCACCGGAGCCCCCGUCAGAUACGGACAGUGCUGGGUGUUCGCCGGCGUGGUCACCACUGUCCUGCGCUGCCUGGGGCUGCCCACCCGCACGGUGACCAAUUACAACUCGGCCCACGACACCGACACCUCGCUGACCACCGACAUCUACCUGGACGAGAGCAUGCGGCCGCUGGAGCGCCUCAACACCGACUCCGUCUGGAAUUUCCACGUGUGGAACGACUGCUGGAUGAAGCGGCCGGACCUCCCCGACGGAUACGACGGCUGGCAGGUGGUGGACGCCACGCCGCAGGAGACCAGCAGCGGCCUGUUCUGCUGUGGUCCCUGCUCGCUCACGGCUGUGAAGAACGGGGAGGUUUUCCUCAAGUACGACACGCCCUUCGUCUUCGCCGAGGUGAACAGCGACAAGGUGUACUGGCAGCGGCAGCCCCACGGGGGCUUCGCCGUGGUGCACGUGGAGGAGGGGGCGAUCGGCCGCAGGAUCAGCACCCAGGGGGCCGGGACUGCGGCCAGAGUGGACAUCACUGACCAGUACAAACACCCCGAGGGCUCGGAGGAAGAGCGCCGCGCCGUCUCCACCGCCACCUCCCACGGCUCCCGGCCGCGCCGCCGCCCUCCGGCCGCGUCCGGCGAGGUGACCAUGGCGGUGACCGCGGUGACCGCGGUGGCCGGAGCCGCCCUGGAGCUGAGGGCGGAGCUUGGGAACCGGGGGGCGGAGCCUCGGACGCUGCGGCUCCGCCUCUCGCUCUGCGCCGUGCGUUACACCGGGGUGGCCGGCGCCGCCUUCCGGCAGGAGCAGCACAGCCGGACGCUGCCGCCGGGGCAGGAGGACUCGGUGUCCAUGUCGGUGCCCUUUGGCGAGUACCAGCCCCACGUGGGCGAGCAGGACGCGCUCAAGCUGACGGCGGCCGGGGCGGUGCAGGAGACGGGGCAGGUGCUGGCCAAGGAGCUGCUGGUGAGGCUGCACACGCCGGAGCUCACCAUGACGCUCCUGGGCCAGGCUGUGGUGGGGCAGGAGGUGCCGAUCCAGGUGGUUUUCCAGAACCCUCUGCCCAAACCUCUGAGCGGAGCCUCCCUGCGCAUGGAAGGGGCCGGAAUCGCCUGCCCCAAACCCGCGGCGCUGGGCUCGGUGGGGGCGGGGCAGACUCUCCGUCUCAGCCAAUCAGUGACGCCGCUGCGGGCGGGGCAGCGCCGCCUGGCGGCUGUUCUGGAAAGUUCCUCCCUCGCGCCGCUGCACGGCAGCCUCCAGUUCCUGGUGCAAACUGGGAGCACUGGGAGC
Molecule: messenger RNA, 2459 nt
Organism: Poecile atricapillus (Black-capped chickadee)
Lineage: Eukaryota; Metazoa; Chordata; Aves; Passeriformes; Paridae
Gene: TGM1
Product: transglutaminase 1
Exons: 15
Biological process (GO): peptide cross-linking
Molecular function (GO): protein-glutamine gamma-glutamyltransferase activity
Source: RefSeq, a predicted model, not a curated record